Messenger RNA from Periconia digitata, 351 nucleotides. The record is from the annotation of a GenBank genome assembly. NCBI's taxonomy places the organism in Eukaryota, Fungi, Ascomycota, Dothideomycetes, Pleosporales, Periconiaceae.
UUCCAACAAUGCCAUGCGUCGAGCAGCAUGGAUAACUUGAUGUUCCGCUUAACUAGUGGUUCCAGUAACCACAACGUCAUCCAUCGCAAUCGGCACUCGGACGACAUUCAUGUACACACAACCGUCAUUUCUUUUUCUACGUUGCGCAAUACUCGAUUCAUAUUGUCAUUGAAUUUUGCAUGCCUGACAAUGAGUGUUUAUUUUUUCCAAUUCACAAGGGACGCUUCAUAUGUUAGUUGGCCACAGUCGGGAUUAUCAACCUUACACACUGUUACAAACAGGGAAAGUUUUCGCUGUACUUGCCUCCUUCGAAUUGCUUCCACGAUCAGAACCCAUAGUAUAGAGCCAUGA